This is a messenger RNA of Dicrocoelium dendriticum, 2082 nucleotides long. The record is from the annotation of a GenBank genome assembly. NCBI's taxonomy places the organism in Eukaryota, Metazoa, Platyhelminthes, Trematoda, Plagiorchiida, Dicrocoeliidae.
CACAGUCACCUUGAUCCUCGCCAAAUUGCUACAUUAACGCCAACUGUUGUAACGCUGCGCAAUGUAGUUUCUCCUGCAGUUAUGCACUUUAAAUGCUGUACAAUGGGCAUAAAUAGUUCCCAGCUCGAAAAAGAAAUUGCCGACGAUCGGGCACUUUGUAACGAACGGUAUUUCGGCCUGGUUAAUUUUGGAAAUACUUGUUACUGUAACUCCGUGAUACAAGCUUUGUUUUUCUGCAAACCGUUUCGAGAGCGUGUUUUACAGUACAGACAGUCUAAAUCCCACAAAAAGGAAACUCUACUUAGCUGCCUUGCCGAUUUAUUUCAUGCUAUUACUACCCAGAAGAAAAGCGUCGGUCAGAUAGCUCCGAAAAAAUUUAUUAGCAAACUCAAAAGGGAAAAUGGUGCCUUUGAUAACUACUUGCAGCAGGAUGCUCAUGAAUUUCUCAUUUACAUUCUCAAUGAAAUAUCCGACAUCCUAGAAUCUGAAAAUCAUGCCGAGCAAUCCCACCGGUCGGAGCUUGCCAACGGGGGAAUUGAUAAAUCGGAGCCGUGCGAGCGUUCACAUAACUGGAUUAAAGAUAUCUUCCAAGGUUGUUUGACUAAUGAAACUCGUUGCCUCACCUGUGAGAACGUCCGGACGAAAGACGAAAAUUUUCUCGACUUGUCUGUUGAUGUGGCGCAGAACUCAAGCAUAGUCUACUGCCUGAAGUGCUUCUCUGACACCGAAAUGAUGCAGUCAGAAAACAAAUAUUAUUGUGAAUUCUGUCGCUGCAAACAAGAGGCUCAGAAAUGGUUGACCAGAUGGACAAAAAUAACCUGCUAUCCGAAUUACUGUCCUGUCAUGAGCAUGCGCGUUAAGAAACCGCCUUGGAUACUUACUCUCCACUUAAAGAGGUUCAAAUACUCCGAGGAGAUGAACAGCUUCACCAAACUCUCUUGUCGGGUAGUAUUUCCAACAGAGCUGCGCCUCCCAAAUACCUCCGGUGGAGCUGCCGAUCAGAAUUGGUUGUACAAACUGACGGCUGUCGUGGUGCAUUCCGGCUCGGGGCCCAACCGAGGACACUACGUGACAUUAGUCAAGUCCCACGGCCUCUGGUUACUGUUCGAUGAUGAGGUUGUAGAUAAAAUUUGCCCCGUCAAUUUGGAGGAUUUUUUCGGUCAAUCCACAGCGUGGACCGCGAAAUCCUCUUACACAGCGUACAUACUGUUCUACCAGGCUGUACAGUUCAGUUCUCCACCGGUGACCCCACAAGAGUCAUGGACCAACCCACCACCUUCCUCACGGCCUACACCCGAGCCACGGGAACCUGGCGAAAAGCAGGCGCCUUACGAGGCUUUGAACACCUUAGACCUGUCACAUUUUGUAAAGGAUGUUACCACCACUCAUUCAGAUGAAAUUUAAAAUUGUCUCAGUCAGCUUCCCACAAUUUUUCCUCUCCUUUCUGUCCAGAACACACAGAUAGCCAUGCGGCGACAGUCCCUAUUCGUGUUUGUCCCUCUAAUUUUCCACAAUUAGCCCUCUUCAUUCUUUCUGUUCGGUGCCCCAUUCUCCUUGUCCCCCUGUCGGCUUCAUCUGUUUAUCUUACCCUCUUUGGUAUCUCUUGGGGCUUGCAAUCUAUCCCCAGCGAUCAUUUUUCCACCCUGUCCUGGUGUAGUGUGCAUUUGUCCACACGCAUCACUGAUGUGUACAUAGCCCUUAACUGAACUUCCAUCCACUGCGAUCUCCAUCGAUCCAGCGUCACACGUGUCUUGCUCCACGUUGUUUUUUGACCUCUCUUGCUCAACCAUCCGCUCACCAAUGUGGUGAAGAUAAACAGCUGUGAUCAUUGCACUUCCUUCGGUCAUACACUACGCAUUUCAUGUGCACAGUCUUGUGGAAUUUUGUUUCCUUCAUUCCGCAUUGUGAUUACCUAUCUCGGAUAGUGUAUUCUGUGUGGGUUGACCUUUUUUUCGAUCCAUUGCCAAUCUAGGACCGUUUUUCAGCUAACAGUCGACUGUCAUCACCGUAACAUCGUCAGUUUGACUUGGUCAUUAUUAGGACUGCUAUUAUACUGAAUAAUAUCGCGACAGCCACCUUUUC